AAUUACUCAAACUUCCUGAAGAAAGACCAAACAGUGAGGAUACAGCUGCUGAUGACUGAACAUGGCACCAAUGAGCUACACUGGUUGGCAGCUGUUGUUUUUCAUCUUGUUGCAGUUUUGCUUGAGCCAAGAGGAAAACAUGGAGGUGAGCAAGGGAUAUGCUAGAGCCAACGCCGAAGUAGUGCAGAGUCGGCAGCAGAUUGGUGAUAAUGGUUCCACAAGGGCGGUUAAAAGAGGGCAGAGUGAGACUUUUAAUGGAACAGAUGGCAUCGAUACUUCUUCAAGUGAAACAGAGGGAGAACCAGGGAAAGUUACACAGAUACUAGAACAGCCAACGGGAAACAGAGACCAGGAAUCAUAUGCUCGACCACACCUACCAGACUGCACACAGUGCUGCAGGGGGGAUUUUGGACAGCGUGAAUAUCAUGGUCCUCCUGGCCCUCCUGGUCCUAUUGGACUACCAGGAAACUAUGGAAACAAUGGGAAUAAUGGAGUACCUGGCCGAGAUGGGUUGAAAGGUGAAACGGGAGACAAAGGCGAGAUGGGACCCCGUGGAGAGCGUGGAGUUCAAGGGCUAAAAGGAGAGAAAGGAUCACAUGGAAUUCCAUCCGAGCUUCAGAUUGCAUUUAUGGCAUCCUUGGCCACUCACUUUACCAAUGAAAACAGCGGAAUCAUUUUUAGCAGUGUGGAAACUAAUAUUGGAAACUUUUUUGAUGUUAUGACUGGAAGAUUCCAUGCACCUGUAACAGGUGCUUAUUUUUUCACCUUCAGUAUGAUGAAGCAUGAAGAUGUUGAUCAAGUACAUGUUUACUUAAUGCACAAUGGGAACACAGUUAUCACAAUAUACAGCUACGAGGCCAAAGGCAAACAUGACACGGCAGGAAACAGUGCUGUGCUGAAGCUAGUGAAGGACGACGAGGUUUGGGUGAGAAUGGGAACAGGGGCGCUUCAUGGAGACCACCAGCGCUUCUGUACCUUCUCUGGCUUCCUGCUCUUUGAGAACUAACCAUAGAGCAAACUGACCAUGCAGUUAGUGUUGUGUGCUGAAGAGCAUUAUAGCCUAUUGACCCAGAGGACCAUACUUACAAAAACCUGUUUUACAAGAGAAAUUUUAAGACAUAACUUUAAACAGUAAUACAAUGUUAGUACAUGUAUUUUUUUACUGUGUGUCGGUUAUACCAUUACAUCUUUUUCAAGGUCUUGAGUUUAUUUAAUUUUUUUUAAUAUAAGUCUUGCAAGGUUCUAAAAUUCACCUGUAAGCCCUUAAAUUCCUUCUCCCCUUCACCGCCAUGCAACGGGCAGCGGUUUCAUGUUCCUUGUGGGUGCUGGGUCAGUUCCACUUUUCCAUCCUUUUAUUCCCAAGACCCCUAUUUGUUGGCAUGGGGCUGCAGGUGGUGGUGGCCCUAAGGAUCCAAAGGUUUUGGAACUGGUGCCAAAGUUACUUUGCUUCUAUCAAUUGUCUUUCAGUUGGGUUUGUUUGCAACUUAUUUGGCUUCCAAUUCAAUUUAAUUCUCAACCUGGUUUAAUUGGCAAGCAUACAGCUUAUAAUUGUUGUCACAUGCUCUAUUUGUGUUUCAUUUUCAGAUUCAUUAAAGCUUUUAAUCCUAA
Messenger RNA from Polyodon spathula (Mississippi paddlefish), 1608 nucleotides. RefSeq names its product complement C1q tumor necrosis factor-related protein 3-like. NCBI's taxonomy places the organism in Eukaryota, Metazoa, Chordata, Actinopteri, Acipenseriformes, Polyodontidae. Gene Ontology annotation, molecular function: protein binding. The record is from RefSeq and is a predicted model, not a curated record. The coding region runs from base 62 to 1006 and encodes 314 amino acids. The transcript is spliced from 6 exons.